This is a messenger RNA of Xenopus tropicalis (tropical clawed frog), 4826 nucleotides long. Its product is annotated as oocyte zinc finger protein XlCOF7.1-like. The annotation marks the transcript as partial. Gene Ontology annotation, cellular component: nucleus. The record is from RefSeq and is a predicted model, not a curated record. NCBI's taxonomy places the organism in Eukaryota, Metazoa, Chordata, Amphibia, Anura, Pipidae. The transcript is spliced from 4 exons.
AUCCUGAAUCUCACACUGGAGAUUAUCUAUCUGCUGACUGGAGAGGGCUACGUCAUCCCUAAGAAGAAGAGCCCAACUGUGGGUUUGGGGGCCCUGCAUGCCCCUGGCUCCGUCAUACAGAAGGAAAAUGACAAGAAGAUCCUGGAACUCAUCUCCAACAUCAUCCAGCUGCUGACUGGAGAGGUUGCCAUAAGGUGUGAGGAUGUUUCCAUCUAUUUUUCCUUGGAGGAGUGGGAGUAUAUAAAAGGAAACAAGGCCCUUUACAGGGAAGGGAUAAAGGAGGAAGAGGAGGAGCCCCAGCAGCUCCGCCCACUGGACGGUGAAUAUGAAGAUAAGAGAGAGAUUCCAGCUGAUCUGGGAGGAACAUUAUGUUAUAAUAAUGAGCCAAGCAAGAUUGGGGCUGAAGGGGCAGAUUUUUGUGCCGACAGAAAUCUCACAAACCCUGAAAUUUCUCCAGCGGAACAGCCCCCACUGGCCAAUGGGAUUAAAGAGGAGGCGGCUUCAUGGGAAGAGGGAAACCAAUCAGAUUGCAGCAUUAUUCCCCUUACAGAACAGAGACAAGGAACAGACACACCUACUCCUAUCAUGGCACACACUUUCAAUAAAAGCUCAGACGUUAAUCACAAUAGGUUUGAUAAAAACAUACAUACAAACGCCCUACAUGCGGCCCACCUUGCCAAACAUCCCACCCAGGGGACCUAUAACUGCCCUACCUGCCAUAAACCUUUCACUAAAAGCUAUGAUUUUAUCAGGCACCUGAGAACUCACACAGGGGUGAAACCCUUUUCGUGCUCGGAAUGUGGCAAAUCUUUUACCCGGCGCUUUAACCUGAAUGUACAUCGUAGAACUCACUCUGGGAAUAUCCCACAGGGCCAACAGCAAACAGCAGCCGAUAGUGUUAAAGGUGCAACAGCUUUGCAUGAUGGAGGAAACCAAUCAGGUUGCAGUUUGAAUUCAUUUAUGAAACAGACAUGGGGAACAGACACACCUACCCCUGUCAUGGGAAGCAGCUUGGGUAACAGCUCGGCAGAUAAUUCUAUAUCUUCUGGAAUGCGAGGCAGUGCACCGGCUUUAUGGAAAGAGGGAAACCAAUCAGAUUGCAGCAUUAAUCCCCUUACAGAACAGAUACAGGGAACAGACACCCCUACUCCUAUUAUGGGGUGCAGCCUGAGUAACAGCUCGGCCGAAACAAAGACUUAUGAAUGUGAUAAAAACAUUAACAGUAAUGGAUCACAUGAAUCUCCCGUAAAAAAUUUAAAAAGUACUAGCGAUGAGUGUCAUUUUGCUUUUACCAAUAGGAGGGACCUCGUUAGGCAUGAAAGAACCCACACAGGGGAGAAACCAUUUCCUUGUCCUGUAUGUGGGAAAUGUUUUGCCCGUUGCUCAGAUCUUAAUGUCCACAAGGGAGUUCACUCAGGAGAGAAGCCAUUUUGUUGUUCUGACUGUGGGAAAUGUUUCACACACCGCGCAAACCUUGCUGCGCACGUAAAGACUCACACGGAUCUGAAACCGUUUUCUUGUGAUAAAUGCGGCAAAUGUUUCAAACGCCGGUCGCACCUUAAAGGGCAUCAGAUAGUUCACACAGGGGAGAAGCCCUUUUCUUGCUCCGAAUGUGGGAAAUCCUUUGCAAAGCGCUCAAACUUUACCGCACAUUGCAGUACUCACACAGACGGGAAAACGUUUACCUGCUCCGACUGUGGGAAAGGUUUCAAGUAUCGAGCUGAUUUUAAAGUCCAUCAGAGGCUGCACCUAGGGGAGAAUCCAUUUCCCUGUUCUGAAUGCGGCAAAUCUUUUACACGUCGCUCGCACCUCAUUGUGCACUUGAAAACUCACACAGGGGAGAAACCCUUUACUUGCCCCGAAUGUGGGAAAAGUUUUACCCAACGCUCAGACAUGAACAUCCAUCGUAGGCUUCACACAGGGGAGAGGCCGUUUCCCUGCCCCGAAUGUGGGAAAUGUUUUUCGCAGUUCUCCUACCUUAAUGUACAUCGUAGAACUCACACGGGAGAGAGACCCUUUUCCUGUGAUGAAUGUGGGAAAUGUUUUAAACAGCGCACACACCUGAAUGUACACAGGAAGAUUCAUCUGUAAGAAAAGAUUUGCUAUACGGCUGGUAUACAGUAGUCUUGCUCAGUGUCUGUGCAGACAGAAGAACCUGCGCAAAAGUGCUAAGAACCAAUUGAAAGGCAGGAAGCUGCAUCUGCAGACAUGAAGCUAAAGCUGGCAGUACAACGAGAGAUUUGCUCAUAAGUUGCCAACCAGUUGGAGCUUUGCCUGGUUUUGGCACCAUUGUAUGGGGGUUAAUUUGGACUGAUACAGUCGUUUGGCCACUGGGCCUAUUGUAGGAUCCUAAUAUCGGCUUAUGCAUAUCCAUUAGACAAGGGCCGCAUCAGCCUGAUAGCUUGGGAGGCCCCAUACAUGGCAAUAAUCUGCUGUCUUGGUCUAGAGAUGGGCCAGCAGCUUAUAUUGGCCCAUGUAUGGCCUUUAGAAAGAAAAGAAAAUCAUGAAAACUCUCCAUUCACCCUUAAUGUCUGAUAAAACUUGCUAGUAAGUAGCCUUGCAGUGCAGACUAGCUUGCUAGGAAUAUCCAAGGGGCAAAAAAGCACAAGUAAUUAUAGAGCCACAUUGCACCAUUCUAAUUAAAAUUAGGCUCCCUCGAGGGACGUCCUCAGUCCUCUAUAGGAGAAAGAAAAGAUUUAGGGAUUAACCUGUCCUAACAGGAAAGACUUGAAUUUGGCCAAACCAAGGUGCCAGCUAAUUGGCCUGUGUAUUGGGCCCUGAAGAAGACCCGUUCGACUAAUGUCAAGGCAGAUAUCAGUUGGGCAGGUUCGAAAAUCAACACCCCGAUGGAGUCGUCUUCUGACAUUAAAGCCCCACUGACACUAAUACUUCUACAAACUGCAUAUAUAGGAGGCAUUCACUGGAGAGGGAUUGCUCAUUGUCACCUACACGGAAAUGGGCAGAGUAAGAACCAACCAAUCAGAGCAUUUGGAUGUUCAUGGCUCAAAGAAAAAAUACAAUGAUGUAUAUGAUGAAAAUGAAACUCGUUAUACAUGAUGUUUGCCAGUUAGGGACAGGUCUGAAUGAUGGUAUUAUUUCUAUGUACGUUAUACUGUAUAUAAAUAUAUCUAUAUACCCGCACUCCUUGGUCACCAACAUCUCGAGAGAAGGAAUCAAAAGGAUUGGCUGAUAUUUUUGUAUUUUUCCAAGCUGACGACCUAAGAUUGUGCAAUGAUUUGAGUUCUUCACAGGAUGAAUUGUAAAGGCAAUCUUAUUAUCUUGGUUGGAAUAAGUUAUUUUAGACUUUCCUAAUGUCCAUGUAUAUGUUUUUGUUUUUUUAGAGUUGGUUGCCAGGUUUAUCGAUCAUGAACUAAGCCAUUAAGGAGGCAUUAGGCAUUAAUAAGGCAGUUUUAGCACAGUGAUCCCCAACCAGUGGCUCGUGAAUAACAUGUUGCUCCCCAACCCCUUGGAUUUUGCUUCAGUGGCCUCAAACCAGAUGCUUAUUUUUAAUUCCUGGCUCGAAGGCAAGUUUCUGUUGCAUAAAACCAGGGGUACUGCCAAUCAGAGCCUCCUGUUGGCUGACAGUCACAUAGGGGCUACUAAAUAGCCACUCACAGCUCUUAUUUGGCACCCCCAUGAAGCUUUUUAAUGCUUGUUACUCCCCAACUCUUAUUACAUUUGAAUGUGACUAACAGGUAAAUAGGUUGGGGAUCCCUGUGUUCGCACCAUAUGGUUGGGAUGGACAUUGAUGAUGCUAUGCAUGGUGUGGAUUAAACAUAAUUAUGAUUGGGAAACCAUUGAAGCACUUGCCUGGCAGCUGGACUCAAUCAGCCCUACAUGAACCAAGCAGAUAGGGGUCAGGGCUUCCUACCCUUUGCAGCGGGAGCCAACUGUAAAUGAGCCCCCGGGCGAGUAAGUGUGAUGUCACUGCUAUGCAGCAUCUAUGUACAAUUCCAAUUGGCUUUACACCAGUGGUGGCCAAUACGUCGAUCACGGCCCACCUGUCAAUCCCGAGUGGAUUUCUGGUGGACCGCGAUGAAGCUGGGGAAGUGGAAGGGCUACGUGAAUGCCUAUGUACACAUUCACGCCGCACUUACACUUUCCUUGGUCAUCGGUCGAUCGCCGAUGAGAAAGGUCCGGCCACCCCUGCUUUACACCAUAUGACCCCUUUAAUCCCCAGGCAAAUGGGUGCACCCUGUUUACUACACCUACAGAUCAUGGGUAAGAUUGGCGACUACUCAAGAAAUGUUCUAUGUAUUUUAUUCCAAUGCAAUCAGACUGCACUUAGUAGAGCCCCGUAACUUGCAUGUAUUAGAGGUGUCUCCUGGUGAGGUUACCAGUUAGAGAUUUCUUCAAUUUCAAUGGCAGCUUGAUCAGAAGAGUCAGCUGGGAAUGUCUGCUUUCCACAGGUCAACUGGGAAUGUCUGCUUUCCACAGGUAUAAAGGAUGUGUAUCCCCACGUCCCAGUAGCAGUAGAACACCAUCAAUUACCUGUAACUUGGAGUUGGUUAGACCGUUUCAGGCUCUGCCAUUACUAUGAUUACAGGGAUUUCUACCUGGCACCGCCUAGAUGUCAUUCUUCUACCUGCCGGGUCUCCAGAGACCAUCAUUGCCCUUGGAGAGAUACGAGUCAGUUACAGCCAACCCAGUCUGGUGUAGUUGUCAGAAAGCACAGAAAUAAGAUAUGCAUUAAACAGGUGCACUUUUACGAGUAAUUAUAUAGCCGCCUCCUAUCAGAGUGGUGACUGUGGGCAGGGACUGGCUGAUAUCACAGGUCUGCAGAGAGCAGGACCCAUCCCUGACCUGCAAACAGGGUCGGACUAAAG